Messenger RNA from Talaromyces amestolkiae, 747 nucleotides. RefSeq lists its product as uncharacterized. The record is from RefSeq and is a predicted model, not a curated record. The coding region runs from base 1 to 747 and encodes 248 amino acids. Lineage: Eukaryota; Fungi; Ascomycota; Eurotiomycetes; Eurotiales; Trichocomaceae. Gene Ontology annotation, molecular function: oxidoreductase activity, acting on the CH-OH group of donors, NAD or NADP as acceptor. The transcript is spliced from 3 exons.
AUGUCAGAACUUAACAACAUCAAGGGCCGUUUGGCCCUCAUCACGGGUGCUUCUGGGGGAAUCGGUGCAGCAUGUGCUCGCCAACUCGCACUCAAAGGCACCAACCUAGCCCUAACCUACAUGUCCAGCCUCUCCGCCAUUGAGUCUCUAGUCACCGACCUCCACACCCUCAGCCCCAACCUCAAAAUCUCAAUUCACAAAGUUGACGUCGGCAAGAAGGAAGACAUUGAUCAAAUGUUCUCCGAAAUCGACACCCAGCACGGCCACCGUCCGGAUAUACUUAUCUCAAAUGCCGGGUACGGAAAACGUGUGCCCCAGAUAUGGGAUAUUACGUUGGAGGAGUUUGAUUAUACGAUUAACGUGAAUUUGAGGGCGUCGUUCAUUUUGGUUAAGGGCUGUGUGGAGUAUAUGAGGGAGCAGAGAUGGGGACGGAUUGUAUUUAUGUCUUCUAUUGCGGCGCAGGGAGGGGGGAUUAAUGGUUGUCCUUCGAAAGGCGGUAUGUCAGGCAUGAUGCGCAAUCUGUCCACGCGACUAGCUGAAUACAACAUCAGCGUCAACGACGUUGCGCCUGCUAUGAUUGGGGAGACGGGCAUGAUUCCGAAUGGAGCUGCGUUUCCUGGGUUAGCGGAGAGUAUCCCUCUCAAGAGAUUGGGUGUGCCGGAGGAAGUUGCUAAUACGGUUACGAUGUUGGUUACGACGGGGUAUAUGACGGGGCAGAGUCUGUUGUUGGCUGGUGGAUUGAAAUAG